Molecule: messenger RNA, 1596 nt
Organism: Sparassis crispa
Lineage: Eukaryota; Fungi; Basidiomycota; Agaricomycetes; Polyporales; Sparassidaceae
Product: Ribosome assembly protein
Exons: 9
Coding region: 1-1596 (531 amino acids)
Biological process (GO): ribosomal large subunit assembly
Cellular component (GO): nucleolus
Molecular function (GO): protein binding
Source: RefSeq, a predicted model, not a curated record
AUGGCUACUCUAUUGCCUCCCCCGAAACGUCAAAAGGUCUACCACGGCGUCCCCGAACCUGAGCCGGAACCCUCAAAGCCAUCUCCGCAUAUAGUCGUGCAGUUCGUCUCAGAGGACGAUGGCCAACCCCUUGCGCCUGCUGUGAACCUUCCCGCAAACCUCUCGCGAGAGGGGUUAGAAGCAUUAGUUAACAAGCUCAGCACCAAGGAUGAUGACCCUGUUCCAUUCUCCUUCCACGUCGCGUUGCCUGCGGACGCUUCUGUAGCGGGAGCGCCCACACGAGUAGCGAUAUCCAAGUCUAUCGAGGACGACGUGCUGUCCCACCCAUCCCGACCGUUCUCAACUGAAGACGUAUUCGUCGUUCGCUGCUCUCCACAAGCUGUGUUCAAAGUUCGACCAGCUACCCGAUGCUCAUCUACACUGUCUGGACACUCGUCUCCAAUUCUAUGUGCGUCGUUCUCACCAACGGGCAACCUCCUCGCGACCGGUUCUGGCGACUGCAAUGCCCGUCUGUGGGACCUCUUCACAGAGACACCGUCACAUGUUCUCUCCGGUCACAAGGGCUGGGUACUGUGCGUCGAGUGGGAAGCAAUGGAGAGGAAGCUGGCGACUGGUGGUCACGAUGGACAUGUGCGGUUAUGGGAUCCAAAGACCGGUAAGCCGAUCGGCGAUGCGCUGAAAGGGCAUACGAAGUGGGUCACGUCUCUCGCAUGGGAGCCCGUCCAUAUAAACCCGACAGCGCCCCGCCUGGCCUCCUCAUCGAAGGACGGCACCGUGCGCGUAUGGGCGACGGCGACGCGACGAUGCGAAUACACACUCGGAGGGCACACUGCGAGUGUGAACGUCGUACGUUGGGGCGGAGGCGGACUGGAUGGUAAGGGGGUACUAUACACUGCUUCAAGUGACAGGACGGUGCGAAUAUGGGACGCAAACGGGGGCAAGCCAUUGCACACGCUGAAGGACCAUGCUCAUUGGGUGACGACGCUGACUCUAAAUACGGAUUUCGUGCUACGCACAGGUCCGUUUGAUCACUUCGGUAAGAAACCAUCAUCGGACAGUGAAGCACAGUCCCUCGCUCUCGCCCGCUACAACACGCUCAUCUCGUCCACCGGCGAGGUGCUCAUUUCCGGCUCAGACGACCACACGCUCUUCCUGUGGUCGCUCUUCCCCUCGCGUACUACCGAUUUCGCGUCUACCGCCGCCGCCGCCGCCGAGCGCGGGGGGAAGUUCAAGCCCAUCGCACGCCUCACGGGACACCAGCGGCAGGUCUCCCACGUCGCGUUCAGCCCGGACGGCCGUUGGGCCGCGAGCGCAGCGUGGGACAACAGCGUGCGCGUGUGGGACGGCCGGACGGGCAAAUUCGUCGCGACGCUGCGCGGGCACAUCGGCGCGGUUUAUCGGCUCGCGUGGAGCGCGGACUCACGCAUGCUCGUCAGCGCGAGCAAGGAUAGCACGCUCAAGAUAUGGGAUUUGAAGACGUACAAGCUGAAGACGGACUUGCCGGGUCAUACCGAUGAGGUGUAUUGUGUCGAUUUCGUCGCCGACAAGGUUGUCAGCGGCGGGAGAGAUCGUACCGUCAAGAUAUGGAAGAAUUGA